AAUUGACGUCAGAGCGGUUCGUAAUUUGACGUGUAAACAUCCCUUCCCCUUCCACGACUCUCUCAUUGGUGGCUCUCCAUGCGCGUUCAAUUACUCGCUCAGACUGCAUCAGAAUUAAGAGGAGAAUAUAGCGUUUCCAAGGAAGGCUUUUGGAGCUGGACUGAUAUUCCUUUUGUUUAUAUAUUCUGUAUUUAUUUGUAACUUAUUUCUAUUUAACUGUUUUGUAUUCAUCGUGAUCAUCCAGAUCAAAUUUAAGUGGUUGUAAUUGAUUUGAAAUGGAAGAAAGAUGUCGUCCAAUGUUGCUGUGCAGUGUUCUUGCUCUGUUCUGUGCGCUGGUGUCCUCAGCUGUGGACAGACAGUAUCUGAACGAAUGGGCGGUGGAGAUUCCAGGAGGAGCCCACAAUGCGCGAUCCAUCGCCGACGAGCUCGGCUACGAAUUAGUCCGACAGAUUGGGGCGCUGAAAAACCAUUAUUUAUUCAAGCGGCACAAUCACCCUAGCAGGACCAAAAGAAGUGCGGAUCAUAUCACCAAACGUCUGUCGGAAGAUGACAGGGUGUCUUGGGCCGAACAACAGUAUGAGAAGCGAAGGGCCAAACGUGCCCCACUGGGGACAGAAUGCAGGGACUGCUCGGUGGACAAACUCUUCGACGACCCCAUGUGGAACCAACAGUGGUAUCUACAAGACACCCGGACAUCUUCAUCCCUCCCCAAAUUGGAUCUACACGUGAUCCCUGUCUGGAAGAAGGGCAUCACGGGCAAAGGAGUGGUCAUCACCGUGUUAGAUGAUGGCCUGGAGUGGAACCACACCGACAUAUACCCUAACUACGAUCCUGCUGCUAGCUAUGAUUUUAACGACAAUGAUCCUGAUCCCUUUCCCAGAUACGACUCCACCAAUGAAAACAAGCAUGGUACCAGAUGUGCUGGAGAGAUUGCCAUGCAAGCAGACAACAACAAAUGUGGCGUCGGAGUGGCCUACAACUCCAAAGUGGGAGGAAUACGAAUGCUAGAUGGAAUCGUGACAGAUGCCAUUGAAGCCAGUUCGAUCGGCUUUAACCCUGAACACGUGGACAUCUACAGUGCUAGCUGGGGCCCUAAUGAUGACGGGAAGACCGUGGAGGGGCCCGGGCGUCUGGCCCAAAAAGCUUUUGAGUACGGUAUCCAGAAGGGGCGUGGUGGGAAGGGCUCCAUUUUCGUCUGGGCGUCUGGUAACGGUGGGCGUCAGGGCGACAACUGUGAUUGUGAUGGAUACACAGACAGUCUGUACACAAUCUCCAUCAGCAGCGCGUCUCAGCAGGGUUUGUCUCCGUGGUACGCUGAAAAAUGCUCCUCUACGCUGGCCACGGCCUACAGCAGCGGAGACUACACGGACCAGAGAAUAACUAGCGCCGAUUUGCACAAUGAAUGCACAGAGACACACACUGGCACGUCUGCAUCUGCCCCAUUGGCUGCUGGGAUAUUUGCACUGGCUUUGGAGCAAAAUCCUGAUCUCACCUGGCGAGACCUUCAGCACUUGGUGGUUUGGACGUCUGAGUUUGACCCCCUGGCCAAUAACCCAGGCUGGAAAAGGAACGGAGCUGGAUUGAUGGUCAACAGUCGGUUUGGGUUUGGCCUCCUGAACGCCAAAGCUCUGGUGGACCUGGCUGAUCCCAUGGUCUGGAAGCAUGUUCCGGAGAAGAAACAGUGCAUCGUCAGAGAUGAGACAUUCCAACCAAGACCAUUGAAGGCUGCAGGUGAGAUAUCCAUCGAGAUCCCCACUAAGUCCUGCGCAGGACAGGCGAAUUCUGUCGUGUCCUUAGAGCAUGUGCAGGUGGAGGUCAGCAUUGAGUACACACGGAGAGGAGACCUCCACAUCACGUUGACGUCUCCAUCAGGUACCACCACAGUCCUGCUGGCGGAGAGAGAGAGGGACACAUCAUCUAAUGGUUUCCGAAACUGGGCCUUCAUGUCCGUGCACACCUGGGGAGAGAAUCCCACUGGCACUUGGACCCUGAAGAUUACUGAUACGUCAGGACGGAUGGAAAAUGAGGGUCAGAUUCUUAGCUGGAAGUUGAUUUUGCACGGGACAUCUGAGAAGCCUGAGCACAUGAAGAAGGCGAGAGUGUACACGCCCUACAACGCUGUACAAAACGAUCGCAGAGGAGUGGAACCGAUGGAAGACAUGAUCAAGGAACCCCCGACUCCAGCUCACAAACCUGAAAUUUCAAGUCCGGUGGAUCCAGACUCACUCCCUUCCGCUGCCUCUAUCGGUGCCCCAGAGGAAAAUCCCGCAGUUGCUCCAGGCCCUUCCACUGCCAAUCUAGCCCUGCUGCGUCUCCUCCAGUCGGCCUUCAACAGGCAGACGCCGGCGGUUCCUCCGCACGCUCCUCCCAAAACCUUUCAGCAUGAGAGGAUCCCACCGCAGAAGCUGUACCAGGCCCUCGACCAGCUGAACCGCUACCGGGGCUCCGAGAACGGCCUGUUCAGUGACUACAGCGACAACUUCUACAGAGCCCAACCGUACAGGCACAGAGACGACCGGCUGCUGCAGGCGCUGUUUGACAUGAUCGGAGACGACCAGCAAUGAGACCAGCGGAGGGACAGGAAGAGUAGGUAAAAGAAGCUGGAUGCCCUGCUGAAAAGACCAGCUUAAGGCCUCGAUAUACUCACGGCGAGGUUCUUUUUCAUUCUUCGCUUUGAGGUAAAAAAAAAGCUCAAAAAAACCUUUGCAGUGCUAUACUGUUAGCGAACAUCCUGAUUGUAAGCAAACUCUAGAUGUUCGUUUUGGCCUGAUUUUGUUUGAAAUGACAUCACAGCAGUUUUUUGAUUUCGUUUGAAGUAUAUCGGGGCCUUUAGGCUUUCCAGCAACAUAGCCAUGCUGUUCACCAGAAAAAAAUGGAUUGUGAAGGUUUUGUUGGUGAAACAGCAUGUUAAACUGGUCUUGGUAUUAAAGUUGAGCAAGUUAUGCAGCGCAACUUCUAAAAUGCAGCUGGUGAACCUGGCAAACUAGUCUUUUCAGCAGGGCGAAGAAGGGGCAAGAUAGGAAGUAAGCUGGUACACAACUUCAGGGGGAUGAAAUGAGAUUCCAAGAGAAAUGUUGCAUAUUGUUCUCUUCCAGACAAGCUUGUUUUUAUCUGCACAUGUAGUUAUCAAGUAUAAGCAUUCUACGGCCUGUGUCUGUCAGUGUGAGUGUUUGUAUAUCUGUGGUGAACAGCCAGCUGUAUUUAUCCCUCAGUUUUGAACCAGGUUGCUACGAUAUAAAACCAAUGACAGGACCAAUCAUGGCAUUUCUUGCCCUUUGCCCUCUUGAUGAUUUUUCUCAUGUUGCCUUCACUGCCACCAACUUGCAUGCUAUUAAAACGUUUACAUUUGGAUGUUAUGAGAAUAUUCUACUAUAAAGAUGAUGAUUGUGAAUUGUAAAGAUUUGGGAAAGUCUCAUUCUUCACAGAAUCAGUCCUUAAAAGUCGACGUGAAAUCAAAUCUGACCCGAUUUACUUUCUUAAUGCACGUUCUUUGUCUCAUUGUGCACGAUUUGUGAGUGCACACUAUUCCAAAUACAUAAAUGUUUGUCUUAAUACUUUAGCAAAAUAUAAUGACUUGCUUUCCGCCUCUAAAACGACUUACCUUUUUGACUGAUGCCACAAAUUUCUCUUUCUAUUUCAGUUCGUCCCUAGUUCUUUUAUGAUGUAAAAAAAACACUUUUCACAUGUCAAAUUGAUAGCUAAAAUAUUUAUUUAUUUAUUUAUUAAAUACUGUUGUUUUUCUAGAGCAGGGUUUCCCAACCUUGGUUUGUGGACCUCUAGGGUGGUUAAUGAUGGAACUACAGGGAGUCUGUGAGAUUGUAAUAGAAUUACCAAAUAAAAGGUGCACGAAGUAGUAAAAUACCUGUAAAAAUAUUUUAACCUAGUACUUAAAAUGAUUUACACUAACUUUAUUCUAAAUUGGGUGGAUGAUUAAAACAUCAUAACCAUUCAAAAUCACUAAAUUUAUUAUUAAAGCUAAUAAUUAUGUAUUGUAGGGGAUCAGUGUUUGUCUAAAAUUCUGAAAUUUGCUAAAAAGACUAAAUUUGCUCCUGGGCUAUUAUCAUUAACUAAAACUAAAAACUAAAAAUUUGCUGCUUGAAAAAAAAAAAUCAACUGAAAUAAAACUAAAACAUUCUUUAGUUAAAC
Messenger RNA from Ctenopharyngodon idella (grass carp), 4146 nucleotides. Its product is annotated as neuroendocrine convertase 1-like. NCBI's taxonomy places the organism in Eukaryota, Metazoa, Chordata, Actinopteri, Cypriniformes, Xenocyprididae. The coding region runs from base 276 to 2564 and encodes 762 amino acids. Gene Ontology annotation, cellular component: Golgi membrane; trans-Golgi network. The record is from RefSeq and is a predicted model, not a curated record. The transcript is spliced from 14 exons. Gene Ontology annotation, biological process: protein processing. Gene Ontology annotation, molecular function: serine-type endopeptidase activity.